Molecule: messenger RNA, 2047 nt
Organism: Cuscuta europaea
Lineage: Eukaryota; Viridiplantae; Streptophyta; Magnoliopsida; Solanales; Convolvulaceae
Source: the annotation of a GenBank genome assembly
GUGUAUGUUAGUGUGUAACUCUUGUGCAUUAGUAUGACUGAAACCAAGUCCAGUGUACAAUGAUUAAAUACUUGUGAGUAAUGUAACUUCUGUUAGCAGUUAUGUAACUUGUGUAUGUUAGUGUGUAACUCUUGUGCAUUAGUAUAACCGCAACCAAGUCCAGUGUACAUUGAUUAAGUACUUGUGAGUAAUGUAACUUUUGUUAGUAGUUAUCUAACUUGUUUAUAAUAGUAUGUAACUUAUGUAAACCGUGUUGAAUAACAUGUCACUCAACUAUAAUUCUUAAUAUUAUUUUGAAUGACACUAGGAAUACGAGAAGUGCUGAAGCUGCACAAAAUGAGAAUGCUCAAACAGAAAAUCAAGAACCAAUCCUAUUGCUGGAAUAUCAUAAACCAGAAAUAACCAGAGCAGAAAUAACCAGAACAAGAAAAACCCUCAAAAGAAGAAAAGAGAGGCACCUGAACAAUCAGAUGAAGAUGAAGAGGAAGAAAGAAGCAAAUGGUCAAGUUUAAUCAACCUCAGAACAAGAGUUGGACCACCUCCUUUCCUAAAGUUGAUUAAACAGCUAGAUGAUAAUAAAAAGGAAGUUGUGAGAAGGAUUGGCUUUUGAGGCUUACUACAUCUAGGCUUUGAAAGAUUUUAUUGAGACUUUGUUCAGUUUCUCUUGGAAAAUUUCAGACCUUUUUCAGAACAACUACAACUCACGAACGGUGAGUUGUUAGAUAUUGAAGAUGAAGAUGUUAAAGCUGUAUUUGGAUUUCCAAUGGGGGCUAUUGAUGUUCAAGAAGCCAAUGAAAAGAAUGAAACUGAAGAAUACAACGAUUUGCUGAAGCAGUGGAGAUGAAUGGAGAAUUGAUAAAGGAAGUCCUCAAACCACAAAGAUAAUUCAGAAAAUGGUUGAGGAUCAAGAGUGUGGAGAUCGUUUCAUCAGAAAUUUUGUUGUCUUUAUAGUGUCUUGCCUGAUCAGAGACAACCAAAGUAUCAGGAGCAAUUUCAAAAUAUUGUUGUCUUUCGUGAAAGUUGAAGAUACUAAAAACCUGAACUGAUGCAAGUACACAAGAAGGUCACUGAUGGAUGUUGGUGAAGAAUGGUAGGCUCAUCCAUCAAGGAUGUUUACUGGACCAUUGGUAUUCUUAAUGAUUUGUUACUUUGACAAAGUACAAUUCAAAGGACAAGUGUUGCAAACAGUUUACCCAACUCUAAGAAUCUGGGACAAAGAGAAUUGAAAAAAGAGUUAAAGAUGAGAGAAAGUUAGGCUUUGAGUUGGGCAAGGUGAUGCCAAGAAUAAUGUCAGUUGAAGUAGAAGAAGAUAUUGAAGAGAGAGAAGAAGAAAAAGAUGAACAAACAGAAGAUGAUGAAAUGCUGACAAAGGAGGAUUGUGUGAAGGAGAUUGUAGCAGUGGCACAUAAAUUCAGUGAUGCUUUCAUUGAAUUCUCAAAGCUGCCAUCAACAAUCUCAAAAAAGUUCCCAAACUCUGAUAUCCUGAAGAAGAUUUACCUCACAACAGCAGACUACUUCAUUCACCAAGCUAAUGGAAAAGAAAAGGAUGUUGAGAAAGAAAGAUUGACAGAGAUGUGCACUUUUGAGGAAGAUGGCGAUUUCUUCAAUGAACCUGGGGUCAUGGAAGCCCUAGAAAAACUUGAACAAGCAGCAUUUCUGAAAUUCUCAAUGCCAUCAUUCGAUCUUGGCAUUGAGUUUAGCAUGUCUCAACCUAAAAAAAGAUGCUGAGAUGGCUGUUGAGAUUGAAAAAGAUGUGAAUGAAGAAGAAGUACUGGUAGAGGCUGGUGGACAUGUAGCAGAGGAUGUUGCACAUGUAGCACAGGAAGCUGAAGAAGAUGAACAAGAUAAUCAACCUUUGACAAAGAGGCUGAAGGUAAAAACAACAACUGAGAAGCAAUGGAAUUUCGAAUCACCGUAUCUGAUGCGGAACAGAAGACUAUGCAUGGAGACGAGCAAGGAUGAAAAGAUUGUCAUAGACUAUGGCUUCUCAAAGGAAGUUGGAAAUGAGUUGCUUUAUCAAGACGGUGAAGGAAUGUUCGUCUACCAC